Messenger RNA from Symbiodinium necroappetens, 660 nucleotides. Lineage: Eukaryota; Dinophyceae; Suessiales; Symbiodiniaceae. The record is from the annotation of a GenBank genome assembly.
AUGGGGUGCUCCUUGUGUGUAAAGGAUCGCAAGCAAGAUGCUGUCUCGUCGGCCGCUUCGACAACAGGUGAUGCUGUUGGCGCCUCCAAAACCAAAGUCCAUGUGGGACCCCUGGAAAUAGAUUCAUCUGGUGUGGUUGUGAAGCCGAAGUUCAAUUUAGGGGUUGCUGGCGGUUCACUCUAUGCACUUGCCGGCGUCCGCGAUGUACGUGAUGGCUUGGCCGUCGAUGGUCUGGCCAUGUACAUGAAGUCUUACUCAUCUUCUGGAGCUUCCUUGGUGGAAGUACUUAGUGAGAUCAAGGCGCAGGAGCCCAUCCCAGUUCUCGAUGACCUCAUUACUGCCGUUCCACAGAUUAUUUCCCUUGUUCUGGAGACAGUUGGUGUGGACAUCGACGGUGCCAAUGUUGCUGCGGUGGAGGGUGUAGUGUAUGUUUAUGUAGGUGCUGGCGUCACGGCUGGAAUUUACCUGGGGUGGGUAGAUACGCAAGGCUAUGCUAUGAUCGGUUUGGAAGGCAGAGUCGCCACAGCGGCCGGUGCAGCACUUGCUCUUCGUGCAGGGCUGAAUGAGGAGAAGCUAGCCGCAAGAGUCGUGUCCUACCUCACAAAUGUGGGGUUCGACAUGGUCGUGAAGUUCCGUGAGCCAUGCCAGACUGCCAAAUAA